AUGGCCCAGGAAUUUCUCGACCAACUUCUUCGGAUGGAAAACACCGUAAAAGUCGACGAGCAGGAAACCUGCAUGGUGUGUCUUGAAUCAUAUGGAACGCUCAACUCAUCUACCGGCGCUAUCGAAGUUCAAGUCCGCCUACCAUGCAGCCAUCUAGUGGGAACCAUCUGCAUUGCGACAUGGCUUCGAGAUAACAACAGCUGCCCUGCUUGCCGGGCAACCUUUUUCCCUGCGCAACCGCGGCCGUAUCUCGAGUAUGGAAUCAUAAACGACCGACCGUCCGCAAAUACUUGGAGGAUGGGAGGCCCCGAUGAAAGGGUUACGCUUGAGAUUUGCGACUGGCUCUGCGAGGAGCUUAACCUUGCCAGCGAAGUGAGCUCGAUGGCUCAGUUAAUCACUCGCCCUUUAUCGCGAAUGCUCCGGGGACAUUUUCACUCACCAGAGUGCAAAGCCGCCGUAAGCGUCUUCAUUGCGUGGUUUCUCUUAAAUCCAGGCUUUGGGGCUGGUUCGGUCGAUAUCCUUCUUCCAGACGUGACACAUAGAACGCGGGUAGGCGAAGAACAUAUUCGCUCUACAUAUCGUCACAUCUACCCCAACCGAAUGGAACUCAUUGACGCGGAUCUUCCCCCUGGCCUUGCUAGACUUCACAUGGAGGGUAUUCUAGCAUUCUUGCCUUCUCCCAAUCCCGAAGACAGUAUCGCCAGCAGCGAAGAAGGAGAAAACGACAGAGAAGACGAAAUCAGCGAACGUGAAUUAGGAGAUCUCGCGGAGAUCAGUGAGCAGCUUAGUGCAGCAGUAGGAGGAGAUGAGGAUCUUUUUGACAUCGUCGAAGAUCUUGCGGAGCAGCUUAGUGCAGCAGUAGGAGGAGAUGAGGAUCUUUUUGACAUCGUCGAAGAUCUUGCGGAGCAGAUUCUCGAUACAAUGGACGACGAGUCAGAACUGGCUGAUCGCUCUGAACAGCUCCGGGGAGCCGUAUGCACGUUCAUGGCUUGUCAUCUUAUGGGCGCCGAGAUCUCGUAUAGCGACGUUGCGCGUAUACACGGCGUGAGUGAGCGUCUUCUUCGCGAAGCUUACGCUUACAUCUUUCCUCGACGCAAUAACCUCAUUGAACCCGAGACAAUUAAAAUCAUGGGUAUUGGCAACCUCGAAAGGGUUCUUGGCGCCUUACCAGCUUUGAACUGGCCAUCUCUAUAG
Messenger RNA from Letharia columbiana, 1194 nucleotides. RefSeq lists its product as uncharacterized. NCBI's taxonomy places the organism in Eukaryota, Fungi, Ascomycota, Lecanoromycetes, Lecanorales, Parmeliaceae. The record is from RefSeq and is a predicted model, not a curated record. The coding region runs from base 1 to 1194 and encodes 397 amino acids. The transcript has a single exon. Gene Ontology annotation, molecular function: TBP-class protein binding.